Molecule: messenger RNA, 2424 nt
Organism: Saxophila tyrrhenica
Lineage: Eukaryota; Fungi; Ascomycota; Dothideomycetes; Mycosphaerellales; Extremaceae
Gene: MEF1
Product: Elongation factor G, mitochondrial
Exons: 1
Coding region: 1-2424 (807 amino acids)
Biological process (GO): mitochondrial translational elongation
Cellular component (GO): mitochondrion
Molecular function (GO): GTP binding; GTPase activity; translation elongation factor activity
Source: RefSeq, a predicted model, not a curated record
AUGCGAGCCACUGCCCUCGCCUCCCGCGCCUCCCUGCGCAACGCCGCCUUGCGCAAUGGCGAGGCUCUGGCGUGCAGACGCACCUUUGCCUCCUACUCCCUCCCCAUCCUCCGCCAAGCCAAUGGCCAGAAUCAUCCGAGAAUAGGGCUGUCACAAUGCGGAGUACAGCAAUGGCCGGCGCAAAGACGAUGGCAGACCGGCGCGGCAGCAGCGGUGCAGGAGACGGCGGUCCACGACCCAUCAGCACUGUCACAAGAAGCCAUCGUGGAGAACCUGGACCCCCAGGAGGCGGCGCGACUGGACAAGGUGCGCAACAUCGGAAUUGCAGCGCACAUCGACUCUGGCAAGACGACUGCCACCGAGCGCGUGCUCUUCUACACCGGCCGGAUCAAGGACAUUCAUGAGGUGCGAGGGCGGGAUGCCGUGGGAGCCAAGAUGGACUCGAUGGACCUGGAGCGUGAGAAAGGCAUUACCAUCCAGUCUGCCGCCACCUUCUGCGACUGGAUCAAGAAGAACCCGGAUCCGGUGUCAGGCGAGAUGAAAGAGGAGAAGUACCACAUCAACUUGAUCGACACACCCGGCCAUAUCGACUUUACGAUUGAGGUGGAGAGGGCGCUGAGAGUGCUGGAUGGUGCUGUAUUAAUCUUGUGUGCCGUGAGUGGCGUACAGAGUCAAACAGUCACCGUGGACAGGCAGAUGCGGAGAUACAACGUCCCUCGCAUCAGCUUCGUGAACAAGAUGGACCGUGCUGGUGCCAACCCUUGGAAGGCUAUUGAUGGAAUCAACCAGAAGCUAAAGAUGGCGGCGGCAGCGGUACAGGUGCCCAUCGGAAUGGAAGACCAAUUCAAGGGCGUGGUAGACUUAAUACGGAUGAAGGCUGUCUACUCCGAGGGUGAGAAUGGCGAGGUGAUUAGAGAAGAUGAGGUGCCAGACGAUAUCAGGGAGUUUGCACAGGAGAAGAGGAGGAAGUUGAUUGAGACACUGGCGGAUGUGGAUGAGGACAUUGCCAACGCUUUCUUGGAUGAGCGGACACCGAGCCCUCUCGAGAUCAAGGCAGCGAUCAGACGAGCGACCAUCUCGUUGAAGUUCACGCCGGUGUUGAUGGGGUCAGCGCUGGCGGACAAGAGCGUACAACCCAUGCUUGAUGCAGUCUGCGACUUCCUACCAAAUCCAAGUGAGGUCGAGAACUUGGCGCUGGACCGAAAACGAGCAGAAGCACCUGUCAAGCUGGUAUCCUACAAUAGUUUGCCAUUCGUGGGGCUGGCUUUCAAGCUCGAAGAGAGCAACUUCGGCCAACUCACCUACAUUCGUGUCUACCAGGGCAAGCUCAAGAAAGGCGCCAACGUGACGAACGCACGAACCGGCAACAAGGUCAAGAUCCCACGCAUUGUCCGUAUGCACUCGAACGAGAUGGAAGAUGUUCAGGAGAUUGGAGCUGGUGAGAUCUGUGCCGUGUUUGGCGUCGACUGCGCUUCUGGCGACACUUUCGCUGAGGGCGGUCUGGGCUAUUCGAUGACCAGCAUGUUCGUCCCAGACCCGGUCAUCUCGCUGUCCAUCAAGCCGAAGCAGACGAAAGACACUCCAAACUUCAGCAAGGCUAUGUCUCGCUUCCAGCGUGAGGACCCUACUUUCCGUGUUCACGUCGACAACGAGAGCGGUGAGAGCAUUAUCUCUGGUAUGGGAGAGCUCCAUCUCAGCAUCUACGUUGAGCGUAUGAAGCGUGAGUACCAUGUCGAAGUCGUCACCGGCCAGCCUCAGGUUGCAUACAGAGAAACGAUGACCCAGCAUGUCCCCUUCGACCACCUUCUCAAGAAGCAGACUGGUGGUGCUGGUGACUAUGCCCGUGUCAUUGGCUAUAUGGAGCCUACCGGCCAGCUCGGCGACAAUGUCUUCGAGCAGCAAGUCAUCGGUGGCACGAUCAGCGAGAAGUACCUCUUCGCUUGCGACAAAGGGUUCCAGGCUUCUUGCAUCGAAGGGCCCAUGCUUGGGCACAAGGUUCUCGGCACUCGCAUGAUCAUCAACGACGGCGCAACCCACAUGACUGACUCCUCCGAACUGGCUUUCCGUACCGCGACGAUGCACGCUUUCCGACAAGCCUUCCGGCAAGGCCAGCCGCAGGUGCUUGAGCCACUCAUGAAGACGGUCAUCACCGCUCCCAACGAGUUCCAGGGCAACAUUGUCGGGUUGCUGAACAAGCGGAAUGCCACAAUCAAUGAUACAGAGAUCGGGCCGGAUGAGUUCGUGCUCACCGCAGACUGUUCGCUGAAUGCAAUGUUCGGCUUCAGCAGCCAGUUGCGGGCGGCGAGCCAAGGGAAGGGAGAGUUCACGAUGGAGUUCUCGCAUUAUGCGCCUGCGCCACCGCAGUUGCAGAAGGAGUUGGUGGCGAAGCAUGAGAAGGAGAGGAUGGAGAGGAAUAAGCGGUAG